CGCAAUAGAAUAGAAGAGAAGAGAAAAUAGAAGAAGAGAAUGGAUAACAUUACAGCAAGUGAAAUAGCUGGUUUAGCAGUUGGUGUUCUUCUUCUUUCUGCCACCAUUGCUGCUCCCAAAAUUGAUACUUUCUUCUCUUCUUCUCAACGCAGCUCAUUGGGGAUGUGCAAGAGAUGCGGCAAUCUAAGGAGAACAGCUUGCGCUAAAUGCAAAGGAACCGGAUCAAUCAAAGAAGGAGGGUUACUUAGUUUUAACUUUGUAGAUGACCUGUUUGAAACAAUCGGUAAUCGCGAAUCACAGGUAAAGAAGAUACCUUGUGUAAAAUGUCAAGCCAAAGGUUACUUUCCAUGUCCUGAUUGUUCUAAACUAUAAUCAGUGUGGUUUUAUCUUCUUUGCAUACAAGUAUUUUCUUGCCCACAUCAUUGAAUCUCAUGUAACAUCAGAAUCUUGCUUGUUUAUCAAGAUUCCUACGGUUUUGGAUUCUUACUAUGUAUACUUGUGUUUAUAUGAUAUUUCGAAAGUAAGAAGUCUCCCAUUGCGUAAUAUGCCAACAAUUUGAAAGUUUAUAUGUAAUGGUGGAAAUAGGUUACGCCGAACUAAAUUUUGUAUAAUGAGGUUUGAUAUGCUAAAAAAUUCAAGGCCUAAA
Molecule: messenger RNA, 646 nt
Organism: Trifolium pratense (red clover)
Lineage: Eukaryota; Viridiplantae; Streptophyta; Magnoliopsida; Fabales; Fabaceae
Exons: 2
Coding region: 40-372 (110 amino acids)
Source: RefSeq, a predicted model, not a curated record